AACAACUUGAGAUCUACUAGUGGGUGAUCCUAUAUUAUUACGAGUGUCAUAAUUAGUUGAAAUUUAAAACAUGUCUGUUCGUUUUGUAUUAUGUUUGGCGGUUGUGGCUGUUGCUUUAAGCGGUGUUGUAACUUUAACCCCAGAAGAAGAGUCAUCAAUCCGGGGUCACCUUCGGGAGUUUGUGAACGAGUGCAGCAAGGAGUAUGGCAUCUCCGAAGAACAAUUGAAGACGGCAAAGGAGAAUAAGAAUGUGGACGGCAUUGAGCCCUGUGCUAUCGGCUGUGUCUACAAGAAGGCUAAGUUUAUCAACGACCAAGGUCUAUAUGACGUUGACAAGGCAAAGGAAAUUAGUGCAAAAUACGUGAACAGCGAGGAUGACAGGAAGAAAUUCGCAGAGAUAGCUGAUGAUUGUUCCGCAGUGAACGACGAGUCUGUAUCGGACGGAGAUAAGGGCUGUGAAAGGGCUAAGCUCCUGUUGUCUUGCAUGUUUAAGCAUAAGGACGCGAUUCAAGUCUAAGUUUUUUGAUAUCGAGUAACCCAAUUAGGCUAUGGAGACGAUUCGGCAAAUGUUAUAAUUCAAGAUGCUGUGAUGUUAGUUAAACUAAAUUUAAUGAAAAUCAACUCACUCAAUCUAAUAUGUCAAUAAUGGAUGUCCAUUUUCUUAUUCAA
Amyelois transitella is the source of this 669-nucleotide messenger RNA. RefSeq lists its product as uncharacterized. Lineage: Eukaryota; Metazoa; Arthropoda; Insecta; Lepidoptera; Pyralidae. Bases 71 to 517 code for a protein of 148 amino acids. Gene Ontology annotation, biological process: sensory perception of smell. The record is from RefSeq and is a predicted model, not a curated record. Gene Ontology annotation, molecular function: odorant binding. The transcript is spliced from 5 exons.